UGCUGCUGCCAAUGGAAACCAGUGCAUCUGCCAAUAGAGGGCAGUCACGGUGAAGAACAAAUGAUUUUCCAGACCAGUUGAAAUUCUUUUAAGCAACUGUGUUACUUAUGCAGCUAUUUUAAGUAAUGCUGAAUAUAAGACAAAUUAAAAUAGAUCUUUUGAACCGAGUGAAACUAACUUAAAAGCACUGGUGUUACUGGUCUCCACUUACCUUCCUCCAGCCCGGUAAAGCCCACCCACCCAUCCACUCCCACUGGAGAGAGAAACACGACUCCUGCUCUCAUACAAACCCCCAGCACUGGCUCAAACACGGUUAGAGGGGCUCUUUGUCUCCAUUUCGAGGAGAUUUUUGGUGAAUUCAGCAUGGAGCGCUUGACACGUCUAGCCAAACCCACAGCUCCAAACUAAAGAGUUCCUAAAGAGCUCCUGAAAGACUCGCUUUGAGGAAGAACAAGAAACUGGAUUUUAGCGUUUAUACAACAACCCACAUACAUACACUUUUGAGCCUUUAAUUUAUUCCCGUCGCGUUUAUCGACUUCAACCAUGGGUUUAUGGACGAGAAGACGCGAAUGCAAACUUACAAACACCGAGGCUGUUUUCCUAGCGUUUACUCUGAUCAGUGAAGUGAUCCUUGUGCAGGCUGCCUCUUUCUAUUUCACCAAGGAGCCCAAAUCCCAGGAUGCUCUGCACGGGCGCAGUGCCAUGCUGCGGUGUGAAGUAAACGACCUUCAAGGUGUCAUCUACACCUGGAUGCACAACGGCGAGACUGUCACCAACUCGGAGCGACGAUUUCUGGAAGGGGGCAACCUGAAAUUCACUGCCAUUGACAGAACAUUGGACUCGGGAAACUUCCAGUGUUUUGCCUCAAAGAACACCACUGGUGAAGAAGAACGUACCGGCGAGGCCUCCUUCAAUAUCAAAUGGUUGGAAAGUGGUGCGGUGAGUCUGAAGAGUCCAGAAUCAGUGGCAGAGAUUGCGAGCUCCUCACAAGUGGUACUACGGUGCAACAUAGAUGGACACCCAAGGCCAACCAAUCAGUGGUUCAGAGAUGGAACAUUAUUAAAAGAGAAGAGCUACAAAAUAAACAACAAAGACAGAACCCUUACGCUGCCGAAUGCCAGUCCUGACGACAACGGACUCUACUACUGCUGUGCUAAAAACGCAGCGGGCCAAGUGUGCAGCAAUGACAACUUCACUCUCAACAUCAUAGAUAAAAGUUUCCCUCAACCGGUGGUGAAGCCAGAAGAUUUGGUAGUCCUGAAGAAUGAGGAAGCAGUUUUCCACUGUCAGUUCACGGCCGAACCUCUGCCUACAGUUGAGUGGUACCAUGAGAAUGAGCUGGUGGCCAACAAGAGCCGUGUCUUUAUUCUGAGCAAUGGAUCCCUCUUCAUCACUCAGGUGAAGCAGCGAAACACAGGCCUGUAUAAAUGUGAGGCACGAGGACCCCGUGGCCCUCCUGUCUCGCUCGAGGCCUCGCUGCGACUUGCAGAAAUCGAGGACAUGGUGCCUAAACAGUCAAAGGUGUUUACCGCAGACUCUUUGGAGCGGGUGACAUGUCGACCGCCCCAUGGGCACCCGGAGCCAGAGGUUUGGUGGGAAUAUGCGGGACAGCGAGUUCCAGCUGAGGGCAGAGUACACCAGGAUGGACUGAACCUGAUUUUCAGUCCCACUCGUGGCGAAGACUCAGGAACCUACACGUGUUUUGCACAAAACAAGGCUGGACAGAGGAAACACGAAUUGACGGUCACUGUGGCCACCAAACCGGAGUGGAUCCAGAAACCCGUGGACAGUCAGCUGGAGGAGGGGCGCGCCGGGUACCUGCACUGCCAUACACGUGCCACACCUGAACCCGAGGUCACGUGGUAUCGGAACAUGCAGCCAAUCACGGCAGAGGACAUUCGCUUCAAGCUCUUCUCCAAUGGAACUUUGCGUAUAAAUAACGUGGAGGUGUAUGAUGGCCAUCUGUACAGCUGUGAGAGCAGAACGGAGGCGGGAAAACUUAAUGCUCAGGCGCGGGUCUAUGUGCUCGAGCGUCUGAAGUUCACACCGACACCACAGGCCUACCAGUGCCUGGAGCUCAAUAAGGAAGGAAAUCUGCAGUGUUCUGCCAAGGGCCGGCAGAUUCCCACCAUCCGCUGGAUCAGAACAGGUCUGCAGAGAAAUGGCAGUGAUAUCUCAGUGUGGGUGGAGCAGCAGAGGGGCACACUGCACUUCACUACAGUCACAAGGGCCGACGCGGGCAACUACACUUGCCUGGCCUCCAAUGAUCAGCAGGGAGAGAUCAGAGCCGUCGUCCAGCUCACAGUCGCAGUUUAUGUGGCAUUUAAGCUCAAGCCAGAGAAUACCACAGUAUAUCAGGGGCACACUGCAGUACUUCACUGUCAGGCCACUGGAGACCCUCCUCCCUUUAUCCAGUGGAAGAAAAAAGACAAGUUUCUGGAGGCAGACAAGAGCAGAUUCCAGAAGAUGCCCAAUGGCUCUCUGGUCAUUCAUGAUGUCAGCACAGAGGAUACGGGAAGCUACACUUGCAUUGCAGGAAACAGCUGUAACAUUGCACACACUUCGGCAGAGCUCUACGUUGUGGAAAAACCAGUGCAGCACUCAUUAGCAGAUGAUGAAAAGACCCCUUACAAAAUGAUUCAGACUAUUGGUCUGUCGGUGGGGGCGGCAGUCGCUUACAUCAUCAUCGUGCUGGGUCUCAUGUUUUACUGCAAGCAGAGACGCAAUGCUAAGAGACUCCAAAAGGGACAGGAUGGAGAUGAGCAAGAGGUGGAAUGUCUCAACGGGGACGUACAACAAAAUGGCCACACCACAGCAGAGAUCCAGGAGGAGGUGGCGCUUACCAACAUGGCUGCCACCGGAAACAACAAACGCCACAGCAGUCAUGACAAGCUCCAUUUCCCCCGAAACAACCUGCACACCAUCACGACACUGGGUAAAGGAGAGUUUGGUGAAGUGCUGCUGGCUAAAGCAAAGGCCAGUGAAGACGAGGAGGAGACCGUUGUGCUGGUAAAGAGUCUACAAGCACGUGACGAGCAAAUGCAGAUGGAUUUCCGUCGCGAAUGUGACAUGUUUGCUAAGCUCAGCCACGCUAACAUCGCUCGUCUGCUGGGCAUCUGCAGAGAAGUGGAGCCGCACUACAUGAUCCUGGAGUACAGUGACAUGGGUGAUCUGAAGCAGUACCUGAGAGUGUCUAAGAGCAAAGAUGAGAAAGUCAAAGUCCAGCCGCUCAGCACCAAACAAAAGGUGUCGGUGUGUCUGCAGAUCGCUCGAGGGAUGGAACACCUAUCCAAUCAGCGCUUCGUCCACAGAGACCUGGCUGCACGCAACUGUCUCAUCUCUUCCAAACGACAGAUUAAAGUGUCUGCUCUGGGUCUUAGCAAAGACGUCUACAACAGUGAGUACUACCACUAUCGCCAAUCCUGGAUUCCUCUGCGUUGGCUCCCAUCCGAAGCCGUCUUUGAGGAUGAUUUCUCCACCAAGACGGAUGUGUGGUCAUUUGGAGUGCUCAUGUGGGAGGUGUUCAACUUUGGGGAGCUGCCGUACGCUGACCUAUCUGAUGACAAAGUUCUAGAAGCUCUGCAGGAAGGGAAGCUGAAGUUGUCUCCUCCUCAGGGGUGUCCAUCUCGGGUGUUCAAGCUGAUGGUGCGCUGUUGGGCCGCCAGCCCCAAAGACAGACUGUCUUUCAGCGACAUCACCACCGCCCUCAGUGAGCUACCCUCUGAAAGUAAAGUUUGAGAGAAUUGGAUCGUCCUUCAAGCCAUGAUGUAAAAACUGUCCACCCCAAAAAUUCCGAUUCAAGUGUCUUGUCUCGAGGAAAAAAAAAAAAGACUUGUUUUAUUUUCAACCAUCUCUUCCUUUUUUUAUAUAUAUAUAUAUAUAUAUAUAUAUAUAUAUAUAUAUAUAUAUAUAUAUAUAUAUAUAUAUAUAUAUAUAUAUAUAUAUUAUUUAAUAAAAUGUUUUAGAAGGUUCCUCAAACAUUUGGUUCUUAAUGGGGUUUGUACAAAAAGCUGCCCUAUCACUUCUCAGUUUGAGUUUGCACACUCAAAACGAAGAAAUGUAGUAAAAUAGUGCGUUUGUAAUACCAAACCAUGCACUGACCAAUUUUUUUAUUUUGGAAGGAUUGUCUCGGGAGCCUCUUAAUUUAUUUAAAAGGUCCUGUUUGUUCAAUGUACAGAAAGGUACUGUUUAUAUGACUUUUUUAUGAUGUUGAUGAGUUAAGCCUUUUUAUAUUAUUCAGAAGUACUCAGAAACAACUGUUGAGAAAACCAUGUUUAUAAGAUGACUUUGUCAUUAAGAUCAAAUUUCAAGUGCCUGUAAAAUGAAGGAUGUCUUGAUUUUAGUAUGCUGUAUGUUAUGACUUGGAAAUGCCUUGAAUGUUUUUUUUUUAUAUAUAUAUAUAUAAACAUUUAUAGUGUUUUAUUGCUUAGUAAGAGUUCAGUGUUUUAUCUUGUAAUUGCUACCCACACGUUACAUAUCAGUUUCUAUAAAAAUCCAGAGGUGGUAUUGACUCUGGGGAAAAAAAAAAAGUGAACAAAGAUUUCUGUCGCAUACUCUGCUGUUGCAAUAAAACUUCACUUUUAACAAAGCUUGAUUUCAUGUUAUGUAAAUGUUUUUUUGUUUUUACCAAAUGUAACAAUUAAAAUUUAAAGGGGGCCUUUUA
Messenger RNA from Megalobrama amblycephala (Wuchang bream), 4663 nucleotides. It is a transcript of the gene ptk7a, whose product is annotated as protein tyrosine kinase 7a. Gene Ontology annotation, biological process: homophilic cell-cell adhesion; protein phosphorylation; synapse organization. NCBI's taxonomy places the organism in Eukaryota, Metazoa, Chordata, Actinopteri, Cypriniformes, Xenocyprididae. Gene Ontology annotation, cellular component: axon; neuronal cell body; plasma membrane. The record is from RefSeq and is a predicted model, not a curated record. The coding region runs from base 544 to 3738 and encodes 1064 amino acids. The transcript has 20 exons. Gene Ontology annotation, molecular function: axon guidance receptor activity; protein tyrosine kinase activity; ATP binding.